This is a messenger RNA of Drosophila virilis, 1709 nucleotides long. Its product is annotated as synaptic vesicle glycoprotein 2B. Lineage: Eukaryota; Metazoa; Arthropoda; Insecta; Diptera; Drosophilidae. Gene Ontology annotation, molecular function: transmembrane transporter activity. Gene Ontology annotation, cellular component: membrane. The record is from RefSeq and is a predicted model, not a curated record. Gene Ontology annotation, biological process: transmembrane transport.
AAUUUAUUUUCUAAAUUAGUUUUGUCAAUUUUAGUGGGAAUUGGUUAAAACCAAGCCCAUAUAUAUAUAUAUACUUACGAUUCAGAUGGCUCAAGCAGGAAAUUCGGGUGACAAAAUUGCGGAUUUCGAGACGGCGAUUGCCGAAUGCGGUUUUGGGCUAUUCAAUGUACUCAUUAUGAUCUGUGCCAUGCCCUGUCUAUCGGCCAUGGUCUUCUCUGCCUCGUCCAUGUCGUACGUAAUGCCAACAGCUGAGUGUGAGCUGAAGCUGACCGUGUUGGACAAGGGUCUGAUGAAUGCUGUGACCUAUGCAGGCAUGAUUAUCUCGGCCAUACCGUGGGGCUUUGUGGCGGAUACGAUGGGACGUCGCCUGGUUCUCAUCACUGGCGGUUGGAUUGAUGGUAUCUGUGUGCUGUGCUCGGCCCUAAGUCAAAACUCUUCGCAGCUGAUGUUAUUCAAGUUCUUCGAUGGACUAGUUAUCUGCGGUCCAUUUGCGGUGGUUGUCAGCUAUUUGGCCGAAUUCCAUGGCAGGCAGCACAGGCACUAUAUUAUGCUGUUCGUCGGCUUAAGUAUUUCCAUCGGUGCCCUGACAUUGCCAACGAUGGCCUAUUUUAUGCUGCCAGUGCACAUUUACUUUACAGUUGGAACUCUGCGCUUUCACACUUGGCAGGUCUUUUUGGCGCUUACCUCAGUGCCCAGCCUGUUGAGUGGCUUUCUGCACAUCUUUCUGCCCGAGAGCCCCAAGUUUCUCAUGUCCCAGGGCUACUACACCAAGGCGCUGGCUUCCCUGCAGCGCAUCUAUGCGGUGAAUAAGCGCAAGAGCCGCGACACCUAUCCGAUCAAAACUCUGACGGAUGCCACGCCCGAGCGAACCGACGAGGCUCAGGAUCCGAGCAAACGUGACUCGGUGGCGCUGCGCUUCCGUAAAACCAAGCGUAAAUUUAUCGAUGGCCUGAAACAGCUGAAGCCCAUGUGUACCACUCCCUAUCUGGGAUUAUCCGCGCGGGUGUAUUGCCUGCACUUUUGCCAAAUCAUGUGCGUGAAUUCGGUGCGCCUAUGGCUGCCACAGAUCUUUGCCACAAUGCAUACCUUUGAGGUGCAGGGAAUCAGCGACAGGAGUAUGUGCGCGGUCCUGGGACUAAAUUUGUUGCGGCGCAACGGUACGACCGCAACGAGGGAGGAAUGCGACAUACAUCAGCAACCGGAAACAUAUAGGGAUAACAUAAUUGUGGCAGGCAUUGGCCUAGUUGGAUUCCUGCUCAUCUUCCCCCUGCUAAGCAUUCGCGGUGUCGCCAACCACAUACUAAAGGUCAGUCUCUUUAUAUGCACUUUCCUGGUGGGUGGUCUCUACUUUGCAACGUCGACGCUGGCAACGCUUAUUAUAGCCGCGGUCUAUUUGACGGUCAUGGGCAUUUGUGCGUCCACGGUUAUUGGCAUGUGUGUGGUCGUGUUUCCUACAUUGAUGAGAACAAUGGUUCUAUUGCUGAUCAUGACAUUCGGCCGUUUGGGUUCGGUUACAGGAAAUAUUUUACUACCCUUCUUUAUACAAAUGAGUUGCUGGGCCCCAUUCCUUUGGCUUUCCAGUCUAAUGGCCAUUGCAUUUACAUUCUCAUUGUUCCUGAAAGUGGAUGUUCAACAGUCACUUAAUUAACUGAUUGAUUGGCCUAGUUACAAGAAUAUAACAAAGUAGUACUAAAUAUGUAAAGAAAAAA